Penaeus vannamei (Pacific white shrimp) is the source of this 1245-nucleotide messenger RNA. RefSeq names its product secernin-3. Gene Ontology annotation, biological process: proteolysis. Gene Ontology annotation, molecular function: dipeptidase activity; cysteine-type exopeptidase activity. NCBI's taxonomy places the organism in Eukaryota, Metazoa, Arthropoda, Malacostraca, Decapoda, Penaeidae. The record is from RefSeq and is a predicted model, not a curated record.
CUGGAAGCAUGGUAUCUGUGAUAAGCCAGGGAACCCAGAGACCAAGCUGCCACUGGUUCACUGGGACGCCUGACCCACAGCGUUCAGUGUUUAAGCCUUUCAUCUUUACCAACAAUGUCAAGAUAUCUCCACAUAUCCAGCCCCCCCAAGAUUCUGCGAGGAAGAUCCUGCCAAGGUGAUUCCACGCUUUGCCAAGAAGGUGAACCGUACUCACUUGUUGUACCGAAGGCAGCAGGCAGCCACAGAGAAUGGUGGGAGCAUCGUGGAUACACUGAGGGAAUUGGAGAGAAAUUGUGUGAGGGAAACAGAAGCUUGUCUGGAAAGCUUUGACCCCGAAAGGUUAUGCGAAAUGGAUGACCUCUUCAAAGAUUGUGUUGAUUCCGAGCUCAAGUUUUAUAAGUAAUUUUUCAUUCCUUGCUCCUCUUUCAUAAUACCAAAACAUGCAUGCUAGUUUGUAAAUCAACAGGGUUGACUUUCAGGCUCUUAGUUUGGAGGCUUAUGAUAGCUGUAACCUCAUCCAGUUACUUAUAUUAUCAUCUUUUUUUAUAGCCUAAAUUAAAAAAGGUGAAUAUUAUUUGUAACAUUCCUUAAUUACUGUUAUCAUUUUAAAGCCUGCUGAAACAGUCUAUAGAAAAAUAAAAUUAUAAAUUUACUAGGAGGAGACUGGCUCGUCAUCACAAAUUGCAGUAUAUGCAACAAGAAAAUUUUUAGUUUUGUCAUUUUCCCAAGUGGGAAACGAGCCUUUGUGCAUGAGCGUAUAUUUCCUGGCAAAGUUUUCAAAUGAGUUCUUCCACUGGCAUCACAAGUUUGGUGAUUUCCUAAGCCACAGUAUUUAUUGAUAAGGUUUUUUGGUACUACUUAAGCAUCCGAAUACGACAUCAGUAGUCUGUAGUUAACACAUUAUCAUAAUCACCGCAAAAGAGGCCCAGUCGCAAGGUGACCGCUGCAACAAGCAUUAGCCCGAAGAGAAUCACAGCAAAUGCAACUAGGCUAUUGUGGACAAGUGGUACGUCACCAUGCAGAGGGGAUGCAGGCCACUUGUCAGGGGAAAGGCAGGGGGUAGGGGGGUGGCAAGGCUUCUAGACUUGUUCUCUGUAGAAGGAUAAGAACUGUGCUCAUGAAAAGAUAUACACACACACACACACAGGCAUGAAUAUACACACAUACACACAUGCCUGCAUGAAUAUAGACACACGCACCCACAUGCACCCAAACACACACGCAUACCCACACACAAACACACAC